UACGAUGGCGAUGCAUAAUACUUUCCACAAUUUGUUCUACUAAAUCGAUGAAAUUUAUCCGAUUUUAGGAAAGUUUAUUAAUUUUCUCGCACAACAAUCGUAUUGAUUUAGUUUUAUAUAUUUAUACUGUGUCCAGAAGUUCCUGAACGACGUCCACAAACACACCAGAUUAAUUUUGAUAAUUCCGUUUUUUUUUUUGAAAUAUGUCAGCGAAAGCGAUCAGCGAAGCGACAGGAAAAGGUAUUAUAAAUGAUCAUUUAAAAAACACAGCGGCGGCCAAAUGUCGUUACGCCAUCGUCAACGAAGACACCAAAUGGGUCGACUUGAAAGCCGAAAAUCCCUGGCUGGAAACUGAACCUUUAGUCGCCAAACCAGAUCAAUUGAUCAAGAGACGUGGUAAAUUGGGUUUGAUUAAAGUGAAAACCGAUAUUAAUGGCGCUUCUCAAUGGAUCCAAGAACGAUUGGGAAAAGAUCAAAAGAUUGGUAAAGCAACCGGAAAGCUAAAAAAUUUCAUCAUCGAACCGUUCGUUCCUCAUAAACAGGAAGAAGAAUUCUACGUUUGUAUAUAUUCUCACCGUCAUGCGGACACUAUCUUGUUCUAUCACGAAGGUGGUGUCGAUAUCGGCGAUGUCGAUUCUAAAGCUGCUAAAUUGGAAGUACCCGUUGAUACGGAAAUCGACGAAAGCAUAAUUUCAUCUAAAUUAUUAACCAACGUACCGGCUGCUAAAAAACAAAUGGUGGCGACAUUUGUGAAUAAUUUAUACAAAAUGUACGUAGAUUUAUAUUUCACGUAUUUGGAAAUAAAUCCUUUGGUUGUGACCGAUAAUGCCAUCUAUAUAUUGGACUUGGCGGCUAAAUUAGACGCUACAGCUGAUUUUAUAUGCCGUACUAAAUGGGGCAAAGUGUUCUAUCCUCCACCAUUCGGACGUGAUGCUUUCCCCGAAGAAGCUUACAUUGCUGAUCUCGAUUCGAAGAGCGGUGCUUCCCUUAAACUGACUAUUUUGAACAAGAAAGGCAGAAUUUGGACCAUGGUUGCCGGCGGUGGAGCUUCGGUCAUUUACAGUGAUACGAUCUGCGAUCUCGGUGGUGCCAGUGAAUUGGCCAACUACGGUGAAUACAGCGGUGCUCCGUCCGAACAACAAACUUACGAAUACGCUAAGACUAUUUUAUCUUUGAUGACUCAAGAAAAACAUCCUGAUGGAAAAGUUUUAAUUAUCGGAGGAGGUAUUGCUAACUUCACAAACGUAGCUGCCACUUUCAAAGGUAUCGUAACCGCGUUGACCGAAUUCCAAAGUAAAAUUUUAGAAAAUAAAAUCACCAUUUAUGUGAGAAGAGCCGGACCAAAUUACCAAGAAGGUCUAAGAAUUAUUCGCGAUGUCGGUCAGUCGUUGAAAAUACCUAUUUUCGUUUUCGGACCUGAAACCCAUAUGACUGCUAUUGUUGGUAUGGCUUUGGGAAAACGUCCCAUUCCCAAAGAAACUGAACAAGAAUUCGCCACCGCUAAUUUCUUAUUACCUGGCGGACAAAAUUCAAAUUCGUCGUCGAAAAGUCCAAAGAGUGAAAUAAACGGAAUCUCGAAAUCCGGCAGCGCUUCUCCAGAGGCAAAAUUUAACGCCAAAAAUGACGUCGCUCCUUUAAACAGCGUCCCUUUAUUUAGCAAAUCAACCAGAUCUAUUGUCUAUGGUAUGCAAAAUAGAGCUGUACAGAGUAUGUUAGAUUUCGAUUUCGUCUGCCGGCGCCCACAACCAUCGGUCGCUUGCAUUGUAUAUCCGUUCACCGGAGAUCAUAAAUUGAAAUUCUACUGGGGACAUAAAGAAGUGCUGAUCCCAGUAUACAAGCACAUGAAAGACGCUAUGACCAAACAUAAGGAUACUGAUGUCAUGGUCAACUUCGCCUCAUUGCGUUCGGCUUACGACAGUACCAAAGAAGCUAUGUCUUUCCCACAGAUAAGAACGAUCGCCAUCAUCGCUGAAGGUAUCCCUGAAAACAUGACCAGGAAACUGAUAUUGGAAGCUAAUCAAAAGAACGUUAAUAUCAUCGGACCAGCUACCGUCGGUGGCUUGAAACCAGGUUGCUUCAAAAUUGGUAACACCGGUGGUAUGAUGGAUAACAUCUUACAUUCGAAAUUAUACAGACCUGGAAACGUUGCCUAUGUCUCUCGUUCGGGUGGUAUGUCCAACGAAUUGAACAAUAUCGUCUCCAAAGCUACCAACGGCGUGUACGAAGGUGUCGCCAUCGGAGGUGAUCGUUAUCCUGGAACGAAUUUCAUGGAUCACAUCAUGAGAUAUCAGCAAGAUCCUGAAAUCAAAAUGAUCGUCUUGCUCGGUGAAGUCGGCGGUACCGAAGAAUACGACGUCUGUGCUGCUCUUCAAGACGGCAGAAUCACCAAACCUUUGGUCGCCUGGUGUAUAGGAACUUGCGCAAGCAUGUUCACCUCCGAAGUACAAUUCGGACACGCUGGAUCGUGCGCUAAUUCCGAUAGCGAAACAGCGGUUGCUAAAAACGCAGCUUUACGUGCCGCUGGUGCCAAUGUUCCUGAUUCGUUCGACAGUCUGGGCGAUGUUAUCCAAGACGUUUAUAAUAAAUUAGUAGAAGACGGCACCAUUGUACCGCAGCCGGAAGUACCACCUCCGACCGUGCCAAUGGAUUAUUCGUGGGCUAGGGAGUUGGGAUUAAUACGCAAGCCAGCCUCCUUCAUGACCAGUAUCUGCGAUGAAAGAGGUCAAGAAUUGUUGUACGCUGGCAUGCCUAUUACCGACGUAUUGAAAACGAAUAUGGGUAUUGGUGGUGUUAUUUCGCUGCUGUGGUUCCAAAGAGCAUUACCCCCGUACGUAUGUAAAUUCUUCGAAAUGAGCUUGAUGGUUACCGCUGAUCACGGUCCGGCUGUAUCCGGAGCUCAUAACACCAUCGUUUGCGCUCGUGCUGGAAAAGAUUUAGUAUCUUCAUUGGUUUCUGGUCUUCUAACUAUUGGAGAUCGUUUCGGUGGAGCUUUGAACGGAGCAGCUAAACAAUUCAGUGAAGCUUAUGAUUCUGGUUUGAAACCAAUGGAAUUCGUUAACGAAAUGCGUAACAAAGGACAGCUUAUUAUGGGUAUCGGACAUCGUGUAAAAUCUAUUAAUAAUCCAGAUAUGCGUGUGAAAAUCAUCAAAGAUUUCGUAUUACAAACCUUCCCAGCUACUCCAUUGCUGCAGUAUGCCUUGGAAGUAGAAAGCAUUACUACUUCGAAAAAACCUAAUUUAAUUUUGAACGUUGACGGUGUUAUUGCUGUCGCUUUCUGUGAUUUAUUGAGACACAGCGGUGCUUUCACGAGAGAAGAAGCUCAAGAAUACAUCGAUAUGGGCUCGAUUAAUAGUUUAUUCGUACUCGGAAGAAGUAUCGGUUUUAUUGGUCAUUACUUGGAUCAGAAACGUCUGAAACAAGGACUCUACCGUCAUCCUUGGGACGAUAUUUCGUACGUGUUACCGGAACAGUACAAUUAAAAUGUUUAAGUAUAUAAAUAGCUUUAUCUUGAACAGAACUUCCUUUCGCUAGGCUUCUUAUAUAAAUUUCGUCUUCGAUCAAACAUUUAAUUAAAGCAAGAUAAUUCAUUUUGUUAGAUUAGUUUUUCGUUAGAUGUGCAAUUUAUUAACUUUCGCGGAUGUUUGAAAAACCCUAAAGAAAAAAAAACAAUGAAAUUGUGUGUAAUGAUUUAUAUAUCUUAUACUUGAUACAUUCCUCGUCUGUGUGUGAAUAUAUACGUAUUGUGUAGACAAGGUAUUUACUUUUACUGCGAACCUGUUUCAAAAUAUUCGGUUGUGCGAUGCUUUCUUCUUCUGAUUUUGAAAAAAAAAAGAAACAUAUCAAUUUUAUAUAAGUGUUUUUAUUUUUUAAAAAAAGUAAAAAAAAGGAUAAAAUUUUUAAUUCCAAACAGCAUUUUUUUGUUUUAAAUUUUGAAUUGCGUGUCAGCGUGUAUAUAUAUUUAUAUGACAGUAGUAUGUAAUGUACUCUGAACAGGUUUCUUUUUUAGUCCGUGUAACAUUUUUUAUGUAUCUAAUUUUGUAUAUUUUAUAUUUCCGCGCCUAUAAUUUAUUUAACGAUAGCAAUAUGAGUAAAUGUACUUAGUAUAAUAUUUUUGUUUUUGUAUUUAUUAUGCGCUGUUUUAUUUGUAGUUUGGAACUUGUGUAAAAAAAAACAUGUUGAACGUAGGAACCGUAUUAAGAUAUUAUAUUAAAGUCACUAAUUGUUAACUUUUAAACAGAUUUAUGCUUUUUGAAUUUUGUGAAAAAUAAAAUAUUUUUUACGUU
Molecule: messenger RNA, 4283 nt
Organism: Planococcus citri (citrus mealybug)
Lineage: Eukaryota; Metazoa; Arthropoda; Insecta; Hemiptera; Pseudococcidae
Gene: ATPCL
Product: ATP-citrate synthase
Exons: 18
Coding region: 204-3479 (1091 amino acids)
Biological process (GO): citrate metabolic process; tricarboxylic acid cycle; acetyl-CoA biosynthetic process
Cellular component (GO): cytosol
Molecular function (GO): ATP citrate synthase activity
Source: RefSeq, a predicted model, not a curated record